Molecule: messenger RNA, 2565 nt
Organism: Medioppia subpectinata
Lineage: Eukaryota; Metazoa; Arthropoda; Arachnida; Sarcoptiformes; Oppiidae
Source: the annotation of a GenBank genome assembly
AGAAAGCUUGAAAAGAGCAGUUCCCUGACCAGAGCCGACCAGUUGUUCCGUAGCAAUAGCCGCGAGGGACAGACAGUGGUCAGCGGGAGUGGCCGUAAACUACCGCAAAGACAACGAAGCAACGAAAGUAAUUGGACGAGCGGUGUGUCGGACGUGUCUGUGUCCACAUUCGGCACAUUAAGCGACUCCACAGUACACACCGAACCGCUGCCGUCGGGUCCGCAAACGCACGCCAACGCCAAACAAUUGCCGCGAAUAACAGCACAACAACAGGCCAUCCUUCGGGAGAGGGUUGGGGUCGGCAGAGGGGGUGGUGUCGGCGGUGGUGUCAUUGGUAGCAAUUCUUCACAUACCGUGCCUUCUAUUCCUAAUUCACAACAACACCAACUAAUAGACAAUUCAAUGCCUCUAAACACACAAAACUUCAUGAAAAACCAAUUGAUUUACUCGUCUAAUGGUUUCGCCGCCACCCAAACGGCGCCCCAUUUAGACCCGACGGGUGCGGCCAAUCCGGGCGUGCAGUACGUGUACGCGGACCAGACCAGCGACGGCGGCGGCCCACGGCUGCACUCUUACCAUCAUUCAGGUAACCGCCGCAGGAGUACUACAGAGAGUGUCAUACGAAAUGAUUCGUUGAGUUCAGAUCAAUCCGAGUGUGUUGUCCGACCGCCGCCGCCAAAGCCCUACAAAGUCCGCAACAGAUCGGGCAAAAAGCUCCGGCCGUAUAGCAGUUUCAGCAGUUCCGACGAAGAGAUCCGCUCCACACCCGACCCCUCGACCGAAGACGAUCUGGACAUUGAGAGCGAGAGUAUCAGUGAAAAGGGAGAACACAUCGACCAUAACCUUCAUAAGUGCCAAAGGAUUCUCAAACCCGAAGAGAUAUUAGACGCCAAAAUUAAGAAAUUUCUUGCUCAUCCGAUCACAUGGAAGCCAUCGACGAAUGGCACACAUCUUAUCGGACAUAUGAUACUGAAGAAGCAUUUGGCGGACGACACGUCUUCGAGUUCGAGUGCAACCAUUUUAGGUCUGAAAGUAGUCGGCGGUAGGAUUAUAGAGAGCGGACGGUUGGGCGCUAUCGUCGAGAAAGUCAAGAAAGGCAGUAUCGCCGACACCAUCGGUCGCCUCCGACCGGGCGAUGAAGUGGUCGAAUGGAACGGUCGGUCACUUCAAGGAAAGACAUACGAAGAGGUGUACGAUAUCAUCGCUGAGUCCAAACAAGAGCCUCAGGUGGAGCUCAUUGUCUCCCGACUCACGCAAAAGCUUCCGUUGGCCACAAACCCGACACCACUUCUCAAAGAGGAUCUACUCAUACCUCCGAACAGAAUCGGGAGACGCCAUACAGAUGUGAUCGCAAAUAUGGGACCACAACUCAGUUACGACAAAACGUUCAUUCGUGGCAGUAGUUUAGGGGCCGAAUUGAAUCGCUCGAACCGACCCUAUUUGAAAGUAACCCGAACUUCCACUAUAAGCGGCAGAAUUCAGGUUAAGCUCUGGUAUGACAUCCAAUCGUUGCAAUUAGUGGUGACAAUAAUCAGCGCUAUUGAUCUGAGCCCACGGAAGACGGGUUACGCACGCAAUCCAUACGCAAAAAUGUUUUUACUUCCAGACAAAAGUGAAAAAAGCAAACGCCGGACCAAAACGAUGGUCAACUCAAAUGAGCCGCUUUGGAACCAAACAUUCGUUUACUCGCCGUUAAGACGGUCUGAGAUGAAGACGAAGGCCUUAGAGAUCACAAUUUGGGACUUUGACCGUUACGGAGCCAAUGAAUUCCUCGGCGAAGUGCUCAUCGAGUUGGCCGUCGCCCCGUUGGACGACGAGCCCGAGUGGUAUCUGUUGGCCACUCACGAAGAAAUAUUUGCUCAAUUACGACUCCAACAGAAGCCGUACCUGACCAGUGCUGACCGCAUAUCUCCUUCUACUUCUUCACGCCUUUCCGACAGUGAUAUCUCCGAAUUAGAAUACGACGACGGCUUCAACACUUCCAGAGAGUCGUGGAGAGGGCUAUUGGCCGACACAAGUCAGAGUUCCAUCGGAAGCAGCGGUAGUCCGCCGCUAAUGAAUACAGUAGACCCGAAGCCCAGUUCCCGACACAACCCGUAUAACUAUUUACCGCAAGACGUGUCGACAAUGGGUCGAAGGGGACGACAGGGGCUGUUGGCUGAGGGGAACGCCUCAUCGCUUCCCACGAAUUACAUACUCAACGAAAACGAAAGUUUUAGAUAUCGACCGGAGUUUCGCAAAAGCAGUUCACAGCCGACGCGUUCACUAUCGCCGCCUUCGCUGCGGUCGCGGUCGCCCUCGCACUCCAUCGGAACGCCCACCAGUUCUGUGGGCGGCGGACACUUCAGUAAGAAACGACACUUACCUCAAGUGCCGGCAGUGCCCCGACGUGUCGUCGAUAGCGUGUACACCGGUUUCGAUCCUUUACAACAACAACAACAGCAACAGAUGCAGAGCCGGAACUGGAGGCCAAACGUACCGCAAAGACGAUCCGUCGAUCGGAUGACAGGCGGCAUGUAUUCCGACAGUGAGAUCACCACAAAACCGGUGUUUGGGAACCGACAG